Messenger RNA from Mixia osmundae IAM 14324, 414 nucleotides. RefSeq lists its product as uncharacterized. The transcript is spliced from 2 exons. The record is from RefSeq and is a predicted model, not a curated record. Lineage: Eukaryota; Fungi; Basidiomycota; Mixiomycetes; Mixiales; Mixiaceae. Bases 1 to 414 code for a protein of 137 amino acids.
AUGCUUCGUCCACUGACGUGUCCCUCUCUGCUUCGCUCUACAAGCCGGCGGUUCGUUGGGUCCAAAGUUACAUUCUGUGCUCACACGCCGGGCUCCGAUCACCUCUUCGAAAUCGAAUGCGCCGACGCCGACCCAGAAUUGGGCUUCAUAGGACGUGCGACAUGUGCACGCCACUGCAGACCUUACGCGAUAGCGGAACCCGGUCAAGUCGUCUUUAAUCGUUUCUAUGGUGUAAGUAUCUGCGGCGGCAUCGCUCUAGAGCAACAUCAGCGCUCGAUCUUUAUGAAGGCGUCAGCCACACACGCUGGAUCUAAUCUCGCCAUCGACGGCUAUGACUGUGAUCUGCCAUCGAUCGAGCCGCACAUCGCCUGCGAGACCUUCACAUUGCCCGUAUCCCGCUCUGUUUACUGCUAA